GUACUGCCGUUGCCGAAUGUGCAUUGCCGAAGAGACGGUCUGUGCCAGUCUACAUAAAUUCUUUUCGAUUUCAUUAUCAUUAUUACUGACAUAAGAAUUUAAUUAUAUCCACGUUUUUACAUGGAUCGCAAUUCAAUCAAAUUCGCAGUGCCCCGGUCACGAAGGUAAUAUCGGCGCGUGUACGAAGCAUGAUACGGGCGACGGCGGUAUCGCGGAAAAUAAAUCUGAUAAAAAUGACGUGGUGAGAAGAUACGCUUAUCACUUGACGGGAGCGUCGAAGGAAUUACAAGAAAGUAGGAUGGAGGAGAGCACAAGCUCGGAAAAUGUCUGGCACAAGGGCAAGCCCGAGGAGCAGAGUGAGCUGUUUCAAGGAGAGUCCACUACCGCGUCUGUAGAAGCUAACUCUACGUCGUUGGCUGAUAUAUUUGAUACGGCGUUCACGUCAACGGUUGAUCCAUCUCCACAACCUCGGUUUCCUUCAGGUAAUGAAAUGGAAUAUGAGCAUUUAUUUGCGGAAAGUGAUAUUGAAGAAUCAGAUGUAACGGCUAUAGGUCCUUAUACAAAUGCAGCUCAUCCUACUGCUUCCGAGAACAAUUUUGUUUAUGGAAAUUAUUUAGCACAGCAAGAUGCAACUGGUGAUUCGCAGGAGUAUUGGCAGUCUGAUCUCUUGAAUUGCAACAUGUGCCAAAAUAGACAAGAAAGAAACUCUAAAAAAGAUCCUCCGACUCGACAAUUGAAUAAUUCGUGUGAGGAAAGAGUGUGUGAUAAUUACAGGAGAAAAAGAAUUUUGCACGAUCGCGAUCUGACGGUCAAGCAUAAAACUAAAAGGAGUGACGAGCAAAAAUUAUUGAAUGGCCAACAGCCAGAUAGUUUGAGUAUAGCUGGACCAUCUAGAUUGUCAGAUCAUCCUAUUUCUAACAAUAUAACGCGAUCAGUGGAAAACACAGAUGUUUCACAAAAUUUAAGAAGUGAUAAUGCCAAUGAGUCUAAUAGUUUGUUUCAUUCAGUUAUAUCAAAUGUGAUGUCUCUUCAAGAAAUACAUUCAUCUCAAAGUGACGAUACGCCAUCGGCGCCAGAUUUGCAGUUAGAUUGGUCCUCCAGUAGCGAUAGUGAUGAUGAGGAUGGUUCAGUUAAAGUACUUGGAACUGUUAACCAUAAUGCCAAGAAUUCAUUAGAAAAUACAAAUGAAGAUAAUCGUACAGUCACUGUAGUUGACUUAACUGUAGAAUCUGAUGAAGAGCACACAUCAUCUACGCCAACAAAUCCUGUAGUUAAUCCAUGGUCAGCAGAUUAUAAUCAUAGAAAUAAUGCCCACUGCAUGCAUGGAUCACCAGAUUAUUGGAAUCAUAUGCAUAAUAUGCAUAAUAGAGGCACCUAUCACAACCACAGAUUGCCUGUUCAUACAGGUUAUUCAUCUGUAGGAGAUGCAGCUACAGAAGUAACACAAGUAAGACCACGAAUGCAUCCUGUGCAAGAAAGAUUAUGGAUGAAUCAACAACGCAUGCAAGAGGUACAUAGACGAAGACUGUACCAUAGAUCUUCGUCACAUCACACUGCGGGACCAUGUAACGCUCACGUGCAUUCAUCGACGCAACAUACUUGUAGAGAGGGAGGAAACAAUAGUCCUCCAAACACUCGGUGCAAUAAUGGAACAGAUAACGCGCCGUUUACAGAAAGUUAUCUCACAUCUCCUAUUUUACCGCCGCCGCAGCAACCUACUGUUUACAGUCAUCCUGAGGCUCGAGGGCCAGGUUUCUAUAGGGGACCAUGCCCGGUGUUGCCUAUAAUCGUAAAUCCUUUGGAUAAUCAGCCAGUCGACUCGAUAUCUCCUCUAAUGUUACCGAUACAUCAACAUGUACAUCAUCAUAUGUAUCAUUAUGAUCCACAUCAACGAUCGUCGCAACGCAUGCAUCACGUUCACAUUAGUUUCCAUAAUCCCCAUCUGCAAGGAUCUGGAACGCACCAGAUAGUGCCGUUUGCACCGGGUGCAAUGUCGGAAUUUGUAUUGCAAGGAUCACGUCGAUUGGACAAUUAUAUGCGCAUUGUUGAUUUGCGACGUAUGGCUCAUAUAAGUUGUGGGGCUACGCAAGAGUCUAUUGAAAGCCACACAUUCCCUCACAAAUAUAAACGGGUAAAAAAGGUAGAAAAUGGGGAGGAUGCUAUUGAGAAAUGUACAAUAUGUUUAUCUGAAUUUGAAGAUUGCGAACGUGUUAGGAGGCUUCCAUGUAUGCAUUUAUUUCAUAUUGACUGCGUUGAUCGAUGGUUAUGCACCAAUAAACGUUGUCCUAUAUGUCGAGUGGAUAUCGAAACAUUUCUCCAUAAAGAAUUUACUACUUCGGCAUAGUUUAAGGUUUCCCAUAUCUGCCUCUUUUUGAAAUGUAAUCAGGUAACAUGUAUAUGAUAUCAAAUAUUUCAUGAUGGUCCAGCCAGGAAAAAAUGCACUGGGUUACCACUACUAUUACAGAAUAAUAAUAUAAAAAUGUUAUGGAUAAUCAAAAUAACGAAGCGUCAGCUGAGUUCCUCAAGAAGACAAGAAAAGUUGUUGUUCAAUUUUAAUACAUCUAACUAUAGUUGAUUUUAUGCGUCUUGAUAAUGAUAAAUUGAUAAUACUAAAUUCAUUUAUCCAACAUUAAUGGUUUAUUAAUAUUUAAUUUUUAUCUUUUUGUUUAUAAAUAUAUAUAUAAAACGAAAUCUAUAUAUUAUGAGAACGUUUAACAUUAUAUAAUUUCAUGUGGAUAUUACAUAUUUUAGGAUAUGUAAUAUUUAAAAUAUAUGUAUACACAGGGAGUAACUCGAUUUGAUUCUGUAUUGAAUAACUUCUGGUAUACAAGAUAUCUAUACAUAUAAAUUAUAUAUAUUCAGUGUAUUUCAACUUACAAGAGUGUAUUGGAGUUUCUAUUGUAAAUAUUUCAUUGACUGUAUGUAAAUUUUUGUAAUGCUUGUAUUAAAUUUGUGACCUUAACAAAAUUCUAGUAUUACAUGUUAUACUAGCGAUAAUUCAAAAAGUAGCUCUGUUCUAAUUUUGUCCUGUAUAUUGAUAUAACCUUCAUUAUUAGGCUCUUAUUUCAUUCUGAAUAAUAUUACCAUAGAUUUGCAUAUUAGUGAGAUAUUAAUUUGCAUUUGUUACAGGCUGCUAUCGAUUAUCCUCCAUGUGAGAAUAUCGCUAGUGUAUUUUUUUUCAAAUUACUUCAUAUUAUAUUUAUUAAUACGUUAUAUUAUUUAUCUUUUUUUAGGCAUUAUUCUAAUUAAAUUUAAACACAUCGUCAAUUGAAAUAACAUUGAAAAUGAUAUGACAGGCUUUUAUAUUUAAUUAUGAAUUUCUACUGAAUUUCUUCGAUUAUCAUUACCGUUGCUAAGCCAAAGACUUAGCCUAAGUUAUAAGUGUAAACGAAUAUCUGAACUAUAGAACAAUUAAGCAAUUUUAAAUUAAAGAUAAUCGCCAUUGCACCUAUGAAAACUACGAAAAAAAAGUCAUUGUAUAUCGUCAGGCCUUAUAUAUAUUGUCACUCUUGUAUAUACGUUCUGUUACAUAAUAGAAUCAAAAUAAUACUACUGUUCUAUAAUUGUAACGAUUCGUGGUAAAGGCUACUUUUACCACAUUAGUACCUUCACACACAUACACACACACACACACACGCAUAUAUAUAUAUAUAUAUAUACACACACGGUAUGCAAGUUAAUACCGUGUCGUGAAUAAUUUUAUUUUGUUAAUGUGCGAUAAAAAGUAUAUAAUAUAUAAUAGGUAAUACGUAAAAAAAAAUAUAUAUAUAAUAUCAUACUUGCAGAAUUAACCGUUGCUGGUUUGAUAAAAGAAAUGAAUUGAGAAGAGGGAAGUAUUAUAUAUUAUUAUCAAAAAAUUUUUGUGAAAUCCAAGAUUUUGGUGAAGAUCUACUAGAUCUUUACCAGAUUUUUGCUAGAUUAUGAAUUUUAUCGUCUGAACAUAUAAUAACGAUCUUGUGUAAUUAUUUCAUUAUUGACGAACGAUUGUUAUCGCGGAAACAUUUUUACACUGCCAUGUACCAACACUAUCCAUUACAAUUCAGUUAUUAGGAGACAUAUGGAGGAGUAUCUCUUUAACGACCGUUUUAUUUUACACGACAAAUUUUAACGGUUGUUUAAUCGAGUACAUUAGUAAGUUUUAACUAUUAAAUUAAUAUUUCGAAAGUGAUAUGUAAUGCAUCCUGUUUCAAGGAUUGUGAGAACAAAAGAAAAGAUAUAUUUGCCAUAUACAAUCAAGUAGUUAGAUAUAAUUCUCGACUUCUUAUUUUGCGAAAUAAGAACAAGUGGAUAUAUACAUAUAUGUACCUCUAUAUUAAUUAUAAUUACAAGAUAUGUAUAUAUUAUAUAUAUAUAGGAAAACAAUAAUUUUAUAUACUUUCAUAUAAAUAAUAGGAAUUUAUACUGUAUAUAUAAUAAAAUAGGAUGAUAAUGCAAAAUAUUGACUUACUGUUGCAACGCUAGAGUAAACGUUAUACAAAAUACACGACCCUUAAAAAAUGA
Messenger RNA from Solenopsis invicta (red fire ant), 4500 nucleotides. RefSeq lists its product as uncharacterized. Gene Ontology annotation, molecular function: ubiquitin protein ligase activity. The transcript has 13 exons. Lineage: Eukaryota; Metazoa; Arthropoda; Insecta; Hymenoptera; Formicidae. Bases 299 to 2344 code for a protein of 681 amino acids. The record is from RefSeq and is a predicted model, not a curated record.